Hibiscus syriacus is the source of this 1404-nucleotide messenger RNA. RefSeq lists its product as uncharacterized. The transcript has 4 exons. The record is from RefSeq and is a predicted model, not a curated record. Lineage: Eukaryota; Viridiplantae; Streptophyta; Magnoliopsida; Malvales; Malvaceae. Bases 1 to 1404 code for a protein of 467 amino acids.
AUGGGGGCAUUACUUGAUGUUGUAGGAAGAUUGAAGAACCUUCUAGACGGGACAUAUGGAAGUGGGCAGCAGUCAAAGGCUCUAAAAUCACCUGAAUUGUGGAGAAAGACCAUUGCUUUUCCCUGCUCUCAUUUACACAACAUCACUUAUAAGCAAUUUCACCCAGCCAAAGCUCCAGGCAUUAACGGCCUCCCGGUAAGUUUAUAUCGAUCCUUUUGGCCAUUGAUUGGGGAUGAUGUUAAGACCUUUUUUCUUGACAUCCUUCAUGGUCGAACUCCCAUGGAUUCGAUCAAUAAGACGGUGCUAGUUUUGAUUCCAAAAGUCAAGGACCGGACGUUAAUCCAUCAAUUUCGGCCUAUCGAGUUAUGCACAGUGAUUUAUAAGAUUGUUUCCAAAGUUCUUGUUAACCACUUGAAGCAUAUUCUACUAGAUUGUGUGGAUGAUACACAGGUUGCCUUCGUUUCGGGUAUAAUCAUCUCCGAUAAUUUUCUUGUGGUGCAGGAACUCUUUCACUAUUUGAAACAUGAUGCUCAUGGCCAUUCUCGUGGGGUUAAUUUAACACUUGACGUGGAGAAAGCUUAUGACAAGAUUGAAUGGUCGUUCCUUCAAUUGAUGUUGUUGCACCUUGGAUUUUAUUCGGAUUGGGUUUUUUUUCUCAUGACUUAUGCGAGAACAGUCUCAUAUCAGGGAUUGUCCUCUAUUUUACAGUUCGAUCAGAAUUCUCACCGUCUAUCUGGUCUGCGUACAUUUGCCCAAGGUCAACGAAUUACACAUUUGUUUUACGCCGAUGAUAUCUUUUUAUUUUUACAUGAUUCUGAAGCUGAGUACCACAAGUUGUAUGAAGUGCUUCACCAUUUUGAGUUGGCUUCGGGUAGAUUAUUAAUUCUAAGAAGUUCAGCAUUUAUUUUAGCCCACACACACGUGCUGCUCGUUGUGAUUUGUUGUGUUCGAUUUUGGGAGUCACAGCUGUUGCUGAUCCUUGUCGUUACCUUAGCUUGCCACUUCUUAUCAAUUCUCAUCGGGAAAGCUCUUUUAAUUUUCUUCGUGAUCGACUGGUUACGCAAGUUCGUGGUUGGACUACUAUUAUACCAUGGUGGUCGAGAGGUGUUUCUCAAGUUUGUUGGCCAAGCAUUGCCUACUUAUGCGAUGGGUUGCUAUCUAUCGCCCAUUGGUCUGCUUAAUGAACUCACUCGAGUGAUGCAAAAUUUUAAAAAUACUUAUGCCAACAACCCCACCAAUCCAUUACGAGUUGGACAGUCCAUGGUUCCAAAUCAACCAGUGUGGAAUGAAUCCUUGAUCCGUAAUGUGUUUUCCGAUUCGGAUGCAUCCUUGAUACUUCGUUGUCCUAUUGCGCCUUCAUCUUUUGACUUGCGGAUAUGGAGUGAACAUUCUACCGGUGUUUAG